Molecule: messenger RNA, 1352 nt
Organism: Durusdinium trenchii
Lineage: Eukaryota; Dinophyceae; Suessiales; Symbiodiniaceae
Source: the annotation of a GenBank genome assembly
GCCACAUCCCUGCCCCGCCGACCUUUGCGGGGAACGUGGAGGACGAGCCCUAUACUGCUUGCGACAUUACCGUCGCCGCCUUGGAGCUCGAGGAGGUGGACGAUGAGCGCUACAACACGGACACCGGGAUUCAGCAGCUCCUUGAUGAUCUUGAGAUCAGCUUCGGCGAGCGCGAGCUGUUUCGUCGCGGAGGACUGAUCCGCGAGUUCAGACUCUAUGAGAGGAAGCUCAAAGACGCUCAGGUCCCGCCCUAUCCGGACGAGACACGAGCGUUCAAGCUGCUCGAUGGUCUACGCCUUGACGAGCGAGCCACUUCGCAACUGCUCCUAGCUGCCGGCAAUCGCUACAGCUUCCAAGCAUUGGUUGAAGCGAUCCACAUCCAAUAUCCAGCAGGGCUGACGUUGACGGGGAUGUCGCGACAUCCAGUCCCUGUUCACGUCGCUUCAGCUCCACGACAUCGAGGCCGAGGACAUCAACCUCGAGGUCGAGGACGAGGCGGAAGUUUCCGCUGGAAAACAUGGCACACUGAUGCCAUGCCAGUGGACGACGACCAGGUCUUCAUGACUGCCGGUGAUGAAGCCCAGCAGUAUGAGGACGACCCGAACGACGACACCUUCGACUAUCAGUUCGCGGACUAUGAUGAGCAGGCUGAAGACUACACAGCCGCUCCAGAGGAGUUCGAGCCUGAGGAACUCCCCGAGGCCGGCGAUGACGCUGGCGAUGAACACCAGGCCAUGACGGCCACAAGCAAGCGCCUGGCUGCGACCGUGCAGUCAAGGGGCUACUACACCACUGUCAAAGACAAAGGCAAGGGCAAAGGCCAUGGAAAAGGUGCUGGCAAGGACAAGGGCUUCGGCAAGAAGGGAGCUACAUCCUCUUCUUCGCCUACGACCACUUCCAAAGGAAAAGGGUCCGGCAAGUCCAAAGCCGGUUCAAAGGGUGGGAAGUCCAAAAUGAACCCCACUCAGAGACAGCGUAUGCAGGCCAGCCUUUGUUUGGGCUGCGGAGCCUCAGAUCACUGGCUUCAAGAAUGCCCACAUGUCACACAGCACCAGGCCCAUGUGUGUUCAGCUUCAUCGACCUUGGAUGGAGACGGCACGGUGGUUUGGAUGACAAGUCACAACAAGAUGCCAGGUUGGCAGCCGGAGUCACCUCCUUCAUCUUCGGCACCUUCAACUUUGAGCCGCCGAGAUGAGGAAGAGCCACCACCGCCUCCUCCAAGGCGGGAACUGCCGGCAGAGGACGCUCUGCCGCCUUGGGAUGCUUUGAUCCCUGAGGGCAUGAACCCGGAUGACCAUGCUGACUAUGAGGACGGCAUGGCCUUUUGGAGGCACAAAACUACAUCGCGCUAG